AUGUUUGUCGGACAAGUGCGCAAGUACGUAGACUCUGCGUUGGAGUCAGUCCUUUCGCCUUUCGUGGAUUCCUUGGACAAGGCAGGAUCUCUAGCCCGAAAACCGAAAAGAAAGGGGACAUGUCCUUCCCGAGAUCGAGAUCCUGCGUCAGGAGGCAGUGGCCUCCCCUCUCGUUUGAGGACGACCAGGGAUAGUGACUUCGUUGAGAGGAAGGAAGAAGAAAAACUAGGAGAAGUUUCCUCCGGCGAGGAGGGAUCUGAGACACCGCGGGUCUGGUGGGCCCGCUGGAGACGUAAGAAUGAAAACCAGAACAAGAACCCAAGGAAAUCAGCAGCAGAUGGGUCACCUUUGUCAAGCGAUGGGGACCCAUUUCCACAGUCCGGCGUCUCAACAGAUGCACGUAGGCGGCGUACAAGCGAUCUAACAGAUGAUGGAGUGACCAAUUCUGGGGGGAGGACAAGUCAAUAUCGAGGUCACCGGAGCUCCACCGAUGGAGCAAGUCCCAACAGAAAGGGGACUACCCAAUCGAGCUCCGAUGAGGGUGACCCGUCGUCACCUUCUUAUGACGCCAGCCCGAAAUGCGCAAGUGUCACAGGCAGCGGUGACAUUGUCUACACAAAUAUCAAGUUACGCCGAGAUCUUCUGUCGUCCUCAGGUCUCCCCUUCGUCCUGUCGGAAGGAGUCAUCUCCUCUCUGCGCAUAUCUAUACCUCCUCUGCUAUCUCUCGCUCCUCUUGCCGUUUCUGUUGAAGGUGUGCUCUUGUUGUUCACUCCUCUUCCUGGUGAACUGUGGAGUCCAACUGAGGUUCGCCGUCGCGCCCAACAACAUCGACGAGCUCUCAUUGCAGAUCUUGAGGAGCAAAUUGAAAGUCAGGUCAGGGGAAGUCUCCGCUCGAGAACGGUGCGUAGCCCCACCUCGCACACUAGCGGACUGUUCGGCAAUUCAACGUCGUCUCAUUACUUAGCCACCGAAAGGCAUCUGUCCGGAUAUGGCACGCUAGGUUCAGCAGCUGAUAUGUCCGCUGUGGGUGGCUCGAACGCUGUCGGCGCAGGCACCGUGGGAGGAGUGGCAGGCGUGACAGGAGGUUCUCCUAACAGGGAUAGAACCAAAUCUACAACAGGAGGCGGUGGAGUGCAGGCCUAUAUUCGUAAUAACAUCGAGCAGUGGCUCCUAGGGCGAAUCAAGGUUAGUAUUCGUAAUAUUCACAUUCGAUAUGAACACCCAGGAGGUGUGAGCGGUGCGCCGUUUUCGUGCGGCAUAAUCAUCCCUUUCGUUCUUCUCAACCGGGGGAUGCCUGACGCGUCGUCUGCCAAAGUGACGCAUGCAGCCGCUGCAGCGGCAGCGAAGGAGAAAGCGGAACGAGAAGCGAGGGAGCAAGACUUCAAGAACAACCGCGGGAAUCCGGCACACGUGAGCGAAGACCCACGAGAGCGCGAAAUUAGUGAGUCGAAACGAAACCAAGCUGUUGACGGAGAGCGAUACCGGCAGAGUUCGAUCACUGCGCGACAGGCGGCGUUGGUGAGAGGAGGCCCGAGUAGCAAGAUGAGGGGUGCGGUGGACCUUGGCGACGCAGUUCUGGGCUCCUCUUGGAGAGUGGAGGAAGAAGGACAAGACAGUGUAAGUGAGGGUAGCGGGGCUACCGGCAAGAAAGAACCAGUACGUAAGAUUUUGCUUUGCAGCAUUGCCAUGUACUGGAACAGCGGGGAUACGCGGUUGAUAAGCGGAAAACCGAAGGCGGUAGAGCAACUUUUCCUGUUAGCGGCACCUAUGUGGUCGUCAUCGCCCGUCAGCGCAGCACGGGCUGCCGCUGCGGAUGCGGAAGCUGCCGCUACAGAACUGGCUGCCGGAGCAGCAGCGGGGAAAGGAAGAGAUUGGCUUCAAGGAGCGCAGGGUGUGCUUCUGCGCACCCCACCCGAGCCGCCGUUGCCUGUGUGUACCAGUAUCGAGCUGGGCGGCACUGAGGGCGCCGGAGAUCGAGCGAAGCAGGAAGUCGUUUCGGCGCCCCUGUCGCAUGCGGCACUUGCAAGGACUCGACAGACAUCUCGAGGCUUGGAGGGAUGCAGCUGGUUGUUGCGACUCUCAUUUUUCGAAUUCGCCGUGGUCCUGCAGCAGAGUGAGAAAGAAUCACCUCACAGCUUUGACAUUCGUGUUAACGGCCACGUGGACCCGGUCAUUUUGCAUGUGAACCGAGACAUGCUCACGGACAUGCGGUCGUUGCAAAUGCAUAUGAACGGUUUUUCUUUUUUCACAAAGUCCGUGCUGGUCACUCCCGCGUUUUUUCGCGGUCUGCUUGAUAAACAGAAAAACGAUUCCGCUGGCGGACUUCGGCUCCCUGGGCGGAUCGAGAACGUUACCAGCACCGCUGCCGGGUCGGUUUCGCGGGAACCAACUCGCGGUGUACUUCUGCAGGCCUCGCGGUAUAGCGGCAAUGAAUGGGUUCCCUCUGCUUGCCAGCGGUUUGAUGAAUCCGCCAAGGAUUCUGAAAGGGGGGCAUUUCUUUCCGCUCCGCCACCUGACCACCGGCGAAGCAUGGCUACCCUGCCCUUUUCGGCUUCUUCCAGCCGGUCCAUCCGGGCUCGGCACCGGUGGAGAUUUGCUGUAACAGGUGUGUGCUGGCUGCGGCAGCUACAGAAACUCGGAUCAUCGAUGCAGUCCCUAGUUUCACCUCCCGUCCUCACGAUUCUGAAGCAGCAGCGAACUUACAUUGAGCUCCGCUGUAGAUAUCGCUGUGAGGUGGCCAAGGCUCGCGCAGCCCGAGCCAAUGCUUCAUUGCUUUCUACAGUGUACGGGAAGCCUUCGAGAUCUGAAUCAAUGCAGAAGGAACUUGCUAGAGAGCUGCGCAAAAUGGAAGAAGAUGACCUUCUUUACCUGCCGACAGAGCUGGUGCUUCUGUGGUACCGUCAAGCAGUCCUCGAUCCUGGCCUUCCCCCCUACGACUUGUUUCUUCUCCACCGGCAUUCGCAUGCCGAGGGUGACGAAAUCGAGACAGACUCCGAAGAGGUGCAGUCGCAGACAGCUGCAGAUACACAGGCAGUCACCGGAGAAGAAACUGCGGAAGCUGCAGCAGUGAAGGCCCAAAAAAGUGGACGCCACGAAGUCACUUUCGCUGCUGAACAUCUAGAGUCGAACAUGCCGCGUUCACUGCCACGCUCUCAUAUACUUCCGAAUCCACCUUUUGGGUUCGGAGCCAUUGCUCACAGUCUGCCUCCUUUGUCUAUAUCUCCCUUCACCUUUUCAGCCUCGAUGCUCCCUCGCAGGAUUCGACGGAUGCUUCGCAGUUUGUUUCCGGGCGAUGACUGGCAGACAACGCCCCAGGGAAACAGGUUGCCUGCCAGUCGCAGAUUGUUUCAGGAGUUUCCGCGGUCUUCGCACCCGCCUCACCACAUGCACUACCGUUUCUGGAGCUCCCCUAACCGCUGGGUGGGCUUUCGUUCUGGGGUCUUGAAUGGGCGUUGGACCGGAGAGGCUUCAGGCGGCUCACUUGUCGGACGUCCGCCCGGCAGUGCGGUUAAGGAAUGCGCGAACACAUAUCUAAUUGGUGGCGGAUGGAGGCGGGACCCACGCCGAUCCAUGAUCGGGAGCAAUGCGGAUGCUCAAAGUGAUGACGGAACCUCGUUUGCUGCUCAUCGAGGAGAUGCCUCGUUCACUGACCCGACUGGCGACAAUGGACCGAACGGGUUGUCCUAUCAACAGCAUCAUCCGCAGGUCACCGGCUCUGCAUUUUCCAGUAGAAGUGCUGCCAGCAUUGGGUCUGGCGAAAUGGUGUCACAUUGGGGAGAACAAGGAAUACAGAUGUUGAGAAAUCCGCCUCCUGUUUUGCCUGCGUCGAACACACCGUAUGCUGUUUCCGUGGGCUCGGAUGACGUGGCCUUGCGACACAUGGGAAGUCUAAAGACAGGAGAUCCAGGACUGCUACAACAGUCUUCCACUCUACAAGGUCUGUCGCGAUGGCGGCUGCCUCAGGACGUGGUGCGCGGCUUUCUUCCGGCCUACGAAGACACCACACGCUAUCCGUGGGAAGAAGGGCAGCAGACGUGGCAAAAACAACAGACGCAGCUGCAUCAAGCAGCAAUGCUAGAACUCCAAAGCAGUACGCCAGGUGGCACUGCGUUGGAACAUAACCCUGAACCAAGAAAUGCCGUUGGAAGGUAUCCGCCAACGCUAGGCCCAGACACAUCGUCCAGUGAACGGUACUGCCGAGGCCUGAAGCCGUCUCAACCGAGGACAGGUGCUUUGGCUUCAACAUGUAGCCAAGCAAUGAGUAGGGUCACGGGGACACAUGUUCGAGGGUGUCGUGGCGCGGUUGCGCAUGGAGUGGCAGGUACCGCGGUACCCAAAUCCUACCAAAGAUCCGUUGGUGUUUCUGUGGCGCUUUCAUUCAGCGCUGUCGGCGUCCGGUUACACCGGAUAGAGGAGCAGAACCUCCGUAGACGAUCACAGUGGCGUUUGAUAGAUUAUUCUUUGGGUGACGAAUCGGCUGGAAGAAGGAGCUGUGGUGCUCCUUCGGUGGAGGUGGAGGUGCAUCGACAACGAACCGCUAAGCUAUCAACAUACCGGACACACGAUCCAAGGGAAACAACACGACGUUGGGAGGUAGUUCCCGAAGAGGCGCGUCGUACAGGGGUUUUAUUGUCGCAUCAGCGGACGAUCGUUCCACGCACCUCCUCUCGCAGCCCUCGAGCUCGGGGACUGUCUGCGCGUGAAGAUAGACACCGAUUUCAUGAUGCACCUGGAUGUGCUUCAGGCUGGGCUGGUGGCGCUGGGGCUGCACCGCUACGUUUCCUACAGACUCCGCGAGAAGGAAGAAGGCGACCAGUCAGAAGUCCAUGUCGCCUAACCUCUGAAGCACAUGACUCCCACGCCCGCGCGUUUCUGCCCCACGCCGAAGAUCGCCCAUGGGCUAAAGAUAUUGACUUGGUGUUUUACGACUUAGCUUUUCGCUGGGAACUCCUGGGUCCCUAUAUUGACAGAGAGGGUGAGGACAUGACUUACUACGGGGCACUGUGUGCCGGCACAGGGUUGGGGACCGGUUCGCGUGGCACGACCCCAGUUCGGCCCGGGUGUGUCGGAUCAGCAGGUCGUCUGCGCGGUGGGCAACUCGCAGUGGACUGGCCCAGCUCGGAGUGCGACCAAGUUUUGACACCUGCUGUUCGAGACAGCGGCAGAAUUGUUGUCUGGGAACUGUCUGUGGCCAAUGGAUUUCUGGGGCCAGCAGAACCAACUUGGAAUCACACCAUACCGCUUGAUGCCGCCUUCUUCGGCCUUCUUCCACCACCGUGCUCCAUUCAUCUUCUGCACAAGAUUUAUUCUGAAGCACUGUCUGGAUUCGUGCCUGAUUUCUCACCUGGGCAGCGCUGUUCCACCACCGCUUCCAGACGACCAGAUGGAGGCGUCAGUGACGUGACAGAAGGACCCGCUCGGACCCCACUCCGCCGCGUCCAGACUGGUGUACAUGGGCAGUCGACAACUGGCGCUGGAAGGAGAGGGUCGUCGCCAAGCCGAGAAGUGCUGACAGGCGUGGCCCGAACGGACACCUCAGGUCCUGGAGUACAAUUUCUCACCAGUGUAUCGCAAAAUGCUAACCAAUCAACCUGGGGAGAAAGCGAUUCAAACGACGGACAGAGUAGCUCCCCCUCGCAGACGCGCCUGAGACAUGUGCAGCAGAACCUGGUCGCAACGAAACUGAGUCGAUCGAAGUCAAACGUCCACAAUCUGCAACCAAGAGAUCGAUAUGUGUUUCCGUCAAAGUUCGUAGGUUCACGAGUAGCGCUUCCUGGAGUGGGAGCUCCCUUCUCCCUACGACGCUCAGGCACACUCGCCCCAAGUCGACUUCAUCAACCCAACACAGGCGUCGAACCUUGCUCUGGCAAAUCCAGUUCGUCACAGCCUCCUGAUGCGACCUCAACCGAUGGCCAGACCAGCGACCACCGUACUCCGGUGUCGAACCACCCUUCACCACGACACAGACGAGACACUCGAGAAGGUAUUCGAUCAUCCUACACAAGUUCUCAGGCAUCGUCGCCCAGAUUGGAGUCAGGUGGAAGCGCGGACCUUGAUGGGGACUCUGUGUCGUGGAAAGGUGCUGUCGAAGGGCGAGACCUGCUGGCAGUUCGAUCUGAAUUGGAGGAGUCGCUCACCUCGGUGUCCAGCGUCCUGAUGCACUGCUCCUGUUCACCGUCAACAUUUGUCUGCGAGUUAGCUAUGCCAACAGUUAUUCUUUCCCCAGCACUGCUGCGUCUCACGGCAUGUAUCUCCAGCAUUUUUGAUAGUCCUUCUCACCCCAGCGCCAAGCUCAAACUGAGCGACCAGAGACAGGGAACUAUGCAGGGGAGAAUCCACCAUCAUUCCGCGCUUGUGAUAUCUACGACAUCUGGCAAGCACCUCCAACGCGAAAACAGUUUUCCGGCGGUGAUGGAAAUCGAUCCAGCACUAUUCUUGCCCCUGGAACCGCCUCUUUACAUACCCGUAUACCCCCCUCCUUCAUCGUCGCCAGCCUUGGCGGCUUGUCUAAUGGCGGCAGACACAGCUGCAGAAAAAGAGCAAGAGCAGGAAGCCGUUGCCCCAGCGAUGGCGGCCUUUGGCGCUACAGAGAGUACCGCGACCAACGAGGCAGACCCCUUCGCUUCUAACGCGCAAAGAGAACCUCAAGACCGAUCGUCGGGCGGGGGAUUACCAUUGAAUGCGCGUGCUCCUGUGCUCUCUUCGUUGUCUGGAGCUUGUCGGGAAAUGUUCAGAACGGUGUUCGAUCGACCAGGAAGGGGAGUGAGAGGCCGAGGUUCCAAACGGGAAACGUCACGAGAUGGUCACCAGAAAGCCGACGGGACAGACAGCAAAGCAUUCUUGGCGGAGGGUACUGUUCAGCAGGACUAUCACGGUAAUUCAGGUACACACGACUCCGACUCUGAAAUACUGCACGCCCGGGUGCACGGAAACAUCUCUAGGAACUCGCUACAGUCACACGCAAGCCGCGGUGCUGGUCGUUUAGCCAUUGAUGGCUUAAAGGAAACCGCCGCUGCUGCAGCUGCGAGGGCUUCCACUAUCGUUGACGCUGCAGCAAACGGUGUGAUUGCAGCAAUUUCACGUGCAUCUGCAACAGCGAACGUGCUGCUUGUGCAAACGAAAGCGGCAGCCCACACGCGCCACUCGGCGUUUAGCAACUCGAGACGGUGUAAGCGAGUCAGUGCCUUGUUAACACUCAAGCAUCUCUCACUUCAGCAUCGCCAUGGAGUGGCUGACUCAGUUCCGAGACAUUCGCGUACCCUUCAGGUUCAACUGAGCAAUCUGCUUGUUCUGCUUCCUGCCGCUGUAGCCGGCAUGCCCAAGGCCAUUCAGCGUGCGAGGCGGAAGGAAAACGUUAUUGAGGCGUUGGCAGCGACACCUGAGGUACCACUGCGGCCAUCGGAGGAGGUUGCCUCCAAGCGCCUUCCGACAGAAGGGAAUUCUAUAGCCUGUGAUCGAAGUGGAGAUGACGUACAUAUUGUGUCUUCAUUGUCCCCGGAAACAACACUCGCUGUUGCUGUGUCUCCGGCGUUGCCCCUUAUGGCGCCUCCAUCAACUAGCGCGCCUUCAAUCCUCGUUUCGUGCCACAAAGUGGCCUUAGUUUCAACGCCGCAAACGCCUUCGUCACCCGAUGUGAAAGCCGCCGCGGUCGAGGGUCUUCAGGUGACUGUGGCACCACAGCUUCUCCAACUGUUACAGAUUCUACGUGAGCAUACAACUCCGUUCGAUAGAAACGGUGCAGAAUUUCAGGAGACUCCGGCUAAUGGCCCGUCCCAAUCGUUCGACCCAGGAGUCCCGACGGAGGCUCUGCUGCGAGAUCAUUGCGGGGGCGUGAUGGGGAGACGAGGAAGGAUCGCUCGUAUGGAAAGGCCGCCAAUGCCAAGGAGUGGCGAUCCGUUUGCACCGAGCGACGAAGCCUCGCACAGGGUUCGGGAUCAGGAUAGGCCCGGCAGAUCGGCUACUGGUUCUAGGGAAGGUAAAUUUGAGACGUUAAGGACGCGCUGGCCGAGGAGUGGACGGGGUGCUUGCUACCUUGUUCUUUCCUGUCCCGGAGUAGCGGCUGAGAUGACCAGUAGGCCUCCCAACACAGAAUUUUCCAGGGCUGACGGGAUCGACAGGGAGGUGACUAUCCGGGUGGGGGCGGAUAUUGACACACUUUUUUUGUCCGAAAAUCUACAACACCCGCAUCAGGCGGAUCUACAGCAAGUGCACAACAUUCGCAGCGGCAGUGCGUCACCUGCCUCCUUGUUGCUUUUUCCCGGAACUGACACCUCACGCUUCUCCUCCCGACCAUUUCUUCUUCUUCCACUUCCUCCCAUUCCGGUAUGCUGUGUCGAUGCGCACAGUUUGCACCUUUUGCUUCGAAUUACUGCUACAUGGAACGCGACUCUUCGCCUCGCCGAACUACAAUCUAACCUCGUUUUUGUUCCAUUCUAUAUCAGGCCAGCACCACUGCAGCUAUGGGCUUCUCCGAUGCUUGUUCCGGAAAGCCCGUGGUGGGCACCAACCCGUAGCAGGUCCACCUCAGGCCAACGUGAGACACUGACAGUAUCCUCUCCAACUCCCUCGUCUUCUGGCUUUGACACAAGAGACCGGCUGUUACCGGACGGCUUCUUUCAGAGCCCUGCUAGUGUCAAAUCUGCCACAUCAGUGCCUGCGUCCCCGAGACGAGCUCGACCCUUGCAGCCUUCUGCGAUUGUGUCUGGUCCUUCGGCAGCUCCUGCUUGCUUUCCCUCACAUCGCCAUGAACUUAAUGCUUCAGGCGCGAUGUCCCUUCGGAGAGACAGCGCAGAACCAAACGUCGGCCGGACCGAUGUCGGGCCUGCUUCUUCAACUCAUACUCCCAUCUCCCUCUUUUUGGACAUUUCCGAGUGGAGCAUGUGCUGUGCCUCGGGGUGGUACGUGUUUCGCGGGUGCCACGCAGGGGCAGAAUGCUGUGAAUCACAGAAACCGGCUGAAGGCGAAGACCGUGGUGUUUCUUAUGCUGACCACGAGUCCAGUGCCACUGACAAUCGUGGGCCAUUGGGCUCUUUUUCGCCUCGUUCAGAGGAACGUUGGGAACCCUCAUAUUUUUCCCGAAAUACCAUUCCUCGUAGGCUGCGCACUCGAGAGGGAACUGUGGCUGAUCAGGAGCCAGCCCCACCUUGUGAGUCAUUUGGUGGUUCCUCCCACGGAAACCAGGACGGACGUUGUUUUCCCCGACAGGUUUUCUGGUGUGAGUGGCGAUGCCACCCCCGUCACUGUCGAGGAACUAUAUAUCAUCCUUGCGGCCUGGACGAGUCUGCUGCCGGGACCAUCUGCUGCAGGUUCCGACCGGUUCAGUGCCCUUUAACACUGUGGAUUUAUCGACACCCAGAUGAUUUGGUUCCUCUCGUCGUGUGUCAUCCGUUGGCCGUGAGGGCAGACAAAUGCUGGUCGACUCGCUGUGUGUUGGCUCGAGGCGGAUCGGGCGUAUGCUCGUCUGGAGGCAAUUCACUACCGUCGCUGCGCGUGUCAUUCCUUGCGACUGGGCCUGCACCCGUCGACUUCGUCGUCAAAUCAGAACGGCGAUCGAGAUUGCAUCGAAAAAGAAGCGUUGACUCCGACAGAAUGGUAGGGCAUAGUGACCGGCUGAUGUCACCGAAUAAAACGCACCCGAAUCACGAAGGCCCGGGCUCCAAACGGAAUGUGUCUUCUCAGUCGGCGACACAGAGACUCGAGACCAUGGCGUCUGUCCAUCCGACACGUUUUCUGACUACACUAGAUCGCGGACUAGCGGCACCAUCAACGUCAGUGGUAGACGGGUGCACUCAUUUCCGGUCGAGUAAUGAAGGAAAUAUCUCCCCAGGCCAGAGAGGCUUCACCUUUUGGACUUGGAGUUUUGACGUCCCAGAUGAUCAGGAAUGGCGGUGGGUGGAAAAGAGAUGUUGUCUCCGUCGCUGCCAAGGUCCGCAAAAGUCAUUCAGGAGAUGCACAGGGUGCUGUUCAAGUGCUGCUCACAUAAUGGACGUUUCACGGAUAGCCUCUUCAAUGGCUGACGGUAACGCGGUGUCUUCGGAAACCGCCUUCGAAUCGAAACAGACAACUGAUGUUAGGGACCAAUCCGGGGUAUCAUUGCGAGAUGAGCACGAACCUCGAAUGGCAAGUUCUCUAGGGACGCGCUGCGAGUAUCCAUGCCGCCGUCUCUCGACCCUUUCUAUCUCGUCUUUGACUUACGAAGCGGCCCCUUCUGGGGCAUGCAAUAUUUCAGGAGUCUCACGAAGAACUAUUUCUGAGCACUCACCCGCGACUCAUAUGGAUACAUGGAGUGCUGCGGCAGUGAAGAAUGACCCUCUCUCUUUGACUCAACCCGGCCUGAUCGAAAGCAACUUGUUUCCAAGUAGCUCUGAAGUCGCGUCUUCUAUCGGAUAUGGUGCCGGCGCAGGAGGGUGUAGUGCCUCUGAUCCGACAUGCUUGAAGGCACGAAGCCCGCGGGUGUCGGUCUCCUCAGCUACUGGAAACGCUCUUGGAAGAGAUUCGAUUGGUUCAGCAGGUGGAUUGACUGCACCGGUAGACAAUUCAAAAUAUGAGAGAGAAAACCGUUCUCAUGACGAUGCCCUACAGGGUGCACUUGCCAGGAUCACAUGCGUGCUCAGGGGAGCGCUUGUUAAACUGCUGAUAGACCGUCUUGCUGUGCAGCUUCUGCCUCCGUCAGCUCCUCUCAUUGCAUUGGCGAACGUGUGUGCACAUGAGAAUCCGGGAGGGGUCUUCGGUAGCCACGAGAAAAGCGGAUUCACAUGCACGGCGAGGCAGCAUGCAGCGGGUCCCUCUCGAAAUAGGGGGCUAGGCGACUACCAGCGUCUGCCCAGUCGCCGACUUCUGAUGCAGCUGCAGGAGCAACAAGAGCUGUGGCAUCAACAGCAGCUUCAACGUGGAUCGCUUGUUUUAUCCGUUGUCGGUGUUGCGGUAAGUGCCACAGUCUCCCCUCUUCUCACACCUCCCGCCUCCUUCGAUUUUCUCCUCCGAAGUGUUGUCGCUGAAAAUGCCCACGUCAUUCCUGAAAGCCGCCGGCGGAUUCUGCUUCGACCGUCUCUCCAGACCUUGUCACUUUGCAGCGGGUCGCCCGCGGAUUGCAGAGGUGGCGAGAUGGAUCCACGGAGGACCGCUGAAUCACGGUUCUCGGCCGACACGACGUCUGGCCCAGUAAUUGCCCCAGGCAGCAUUCCAACGAUUUUGAGUGCAGGCAUUGGCGACGACACGGAGGUUGAAAGUCGUCGUGCGAGGCGUGCCCAGAAUUAUUUUAUCCGCGGAGGCAUUCAGUCAAAUCGAGCGCGGCUAUCAUUGUCGAAGGUUGAUGUUUUCCUCGCACCCCAAACCAUCCAGGAAGUAUGCGGAGCGGUUGCGCCGCUCGUAGGUGUUCUGGCAACUGCCGCAGCCUUUUCUCGGUCACUGCAGGCAGUAUUGCAGGAGACAAACGCCCCUUUGAGGCGGCAACCAAAAUUCAAAGCAGGAACCGACGAUGGCGGUUCGGAAGGUCGUGCCCAGUUGCAUGAAGGAAGUAGGAAAAAACAGCCACAGUGGUUCGUCGAGGUCCAGUCGAAAGGCGUUGUCAUCUCUCUCCUUCAGUGCUACACUAACACUAGUCUGUGCAUCGUUGACAUUGGAGAUUGUGCAUACACAGGCUCAACUAGUCAUCGCUUCCACCUCUCGUCAAUAAACGUUGUGAGUGGGGGUCUCGGAAGGCCUAUUUUCGAGGCACACAACCAACGCGAAGCCUCCGACCAUGGCAAGGGAAAUGAAAAGUACGCACCGUCGAGCGGGAACGUCUCUAGCGGAGGGAGGACGGGCGCUGGUGCCAGCUUGUGCGAAAUGCCAGGUGGCCAGGCCCCAGCAGAAGCCGCGGCUGCUGAUUUCACUCAUGCGACUACUCGGGAACAGUGUUACGGCGGGGUGGUCGGCUCGUUGCGUGACUCCGGAAGAUCGCCAGACUCACUGGGCCACCAGAGGGCCCGAUAUGCUAGCGAUCGUGGUAUCAUGCAGGAGAAUAGGUUUGGUGAUGGAUGCGUUGAUGGAGCUCCGUUGGCACGCGGCAAUAAAGCACUAGGCACAAGGAUACUGCCGUGGCUGGAGGUGAUCUAUAGCCCACAAGCCGAGCGAACAGCAACCGUUCAAGAGAGGCUGCAACAACAGGGAUAUUUAGCCUCUGCGGUUUCAUCGGUGUCGCUUUACGUGGCAGACAGUUCGUGCUUUGUCCGCAUUCCCGAGUUGAUCCUAAUUUCUCAUUUUGUGUCUGACUGUCGGACGGCGGUGCAAGAGGUUCUUGAACGCCUGCGCCGGGUGGCACGUCACCAGCAGAUGCAGCUUCAACAGAUCCAGCAGGCAAGACUAGAAAGCCUCCGUCAGAAGAUGCAUAUGGACGAGCUGCAGCGGCAAGCAAUGUUGUCUCAGCAUCGUCUCCGGCACCAACAGGGGGUCCCUUCCGUGUUUCUCCGGACUGAGGGAAUAACGCCUGUAGGCGGGACACAGAAUAGCCGAAUGAAUCAUGGAUUUCUAUGCACUCCGGAGAAGGACGACGGUGCCAGGAAACCGCGUCGAGAUUUGAGAGCAGAAUUGCCCGAAUGCAACCAGAGCGGUGCGCAGCAUCCGUUCGAUGGAGCUCAUGGUAUUUUGGAGUCAGCAAAGGAGCGAAAACGACCUACAUCACGAGGAGACUUAAGAGUUCUUCCCGCGCUGUUUCUCAUCCGUGUUAAAGUUUCGUUUCCCACGCUAUUUGUGGCCGCCGACAAGCCGGAGAAGCCUCCUCCUGUCGUCGUUAGUCUAGGACUUCUUCAAGUAUCUACUCAUCUUCACGCCCAAGUAACCUUGCCUCCACCUGCUUUUGACAUGCGCGCAGCUGUCGCCGAGGUUUCUGAGAAAGUGUCCAAGGGGAGCACGGUAGUGCCUGUCACUAGCGCAGAAAUGAACUCCUCGCCAGCUGCCUCCACCGGCCAACGCCGCGUUUCCGCAGACUCGGGCCUCCGCCAAAAGGUGGAGAGUAGCGGCUCCUAUGCCAGGGAGCUUCCUGACGAAUGUAGAACGGAAGCGGUGGCUGGAGAAUCUCGCGUGGAUUUCCUCGUAGCUGGUUCUACCCCUCCAGGAUCGUGCACUGAUACGGCAGCGCGAUACGAAGAGUGGAACCUUCCAGUUGCAGGAAGCUUCUCUGUUCCUGCUUGUGAAUUCCAGAUUACGUACGAAAAUGCCCAGAUUUAUCUGUCCGGUCCGAGUGGUGCCUUGUUCACGGAGAUGAACAAAAGGAACGAGAGUACCGGACGUCCAUCGUUGGACAAUAGGGUUUCCGUAGGUGAGUGCUUCACGUUGAAUGCAGAAGUAUGGAAGACUCUUCGAACAGGAUGUUCUAUGUAUGCCGCAGGAAAUGCGCGUGACAGAGGGGUACCCGCACGGCGAGAGAUUGAGCCAGUGAAGAACCUGAAGUGGGCUGCGUCCCAAGGUGAAUUUCGUCUCUCUGGUACCGGUGGUCUCCCGUAUGGCUCGACUGGCCAUUUCGAGUGGCAGACACACUGUUGCAAGAGCCCUCUCUGGCAGGAGCGCGCCAAGCUAUUCCUCCGGUCUCAAAAGUGCGAUCUGUGCGUGUGUGUUCGUUGCUCAUACAUUCACCUCCGUGUAGCGCCGCAGCUGGUCGCGGCUCUCCAUGCCAAUGCUCAAAUGGAUGUAGGAUGUGCGCCUCAGCUCCCGUUGCUCCAGGCAGUGGUGGCCAGCGACGACAGCGAGCCUGGAGCAGGAGAAACUGAGGACGACUUUGCUGGUGGCAUCCUUCGAGGACGGCGUCGCGACAGUAGACGCACGGAAAGGCAUCGCUAUGUUGACAGUAAGGCGCCGGAGUCCAGAAUGGCGACUCUUUCCACCGGUAGAGGUGAAGGCGUCUCUCCUGGAAUGAACGGAACGGAUGCAGCAAGGUCUGCUGCAAGUGUUGGCGGAGAAGGGACAGAUGCAGACGCCUUGACGCGUGGGGUGGCCCUAGGUGUGCAAGGGCUGGGAGAAUGUGAGACGAUGGCCGGUCAGGUGUGGGACGGGAACGGUAGCGUGAGUGGUCGUCUGGGAGGACAUAAUGUUGAAGAUGGCACAGAUGAGCGGAAGAGCAGGGAUAGUCUCAAGCUGGAUGUUGGGAUUCAGCAGGACGGGGGGACUCCAGGUAAUAACUUUGAAGAUAGUUCUGAAGUGGAAAACCUCGGUGAACCGGAUUAUGAUCGUCACAGCAGCGAUGGCGAUGGAAGUGAGACUGAAAGUGAAGAGGACUUUUUUCUCGAAGCCAGCACUGACGACGAAGUGAAUAUGGCCGUGGAGGACCAGCUGCUCGCACUGGUGAAUGACGCCUCGAAGGUAUGCAAGGACGGCGCGCUCGGAGACGCUAGUAGUGGCCUCCUUCAGAAACAUCUGUCACUAAAUUGGCACUUUCCUGCCCGGCGAUUGUCACUGCUAUUCAGUGCCAAACUCGACGGAUUGACGAUAUCUUUCUGCGAUGCACAGGCAAAAGUGACACUGGUGCAUGUGAACGCGAAGAACGUUCAUAUGUGGGAUGUCGGGACGAUAAAUACUCGAGUGCUGACGAUCGAAUCUAUAUCGAUUACCGAGUCCAUUAGUAGCAGCGACCGAACACCAUCGUCGGUCCUGUCUUUUUCGAAACACAACAGCCCUCAGGCCUCCCCCUGCACAACCACCACUUCAUCUCCGUCAGGCGCAGGAACAGUCGACGGCCCGUCGUCUGAGGCGCGUCCCUCACGUGACUGCACAUCGCGUUCACAGACUAACGGGAACGCUGUAUUACCAGGUGGCGAAGGAACAAAUGGUAAGACGCCAGCAUAUUCGUCAGAAAUCUGCCUGUGUCGCAUUCCUCUAAUGCUUGUUCCGUCGCUCGCGACUUCGUUCCUCCGCACCGCUGACGACCGCCACCUGCGCGACGAUUCCGCUGAUGACUCGUCUGGCUUGAGCUGGAAGAGCGAUUUCGGACUGGGUCAGACUGACCGUGUGGACUUGUCAACAUACCCCGAGACUGGAGAUGCCGCGGCGUCGUUGUUUCCUACAGCGGCCUGCGUGUUAGUGGGAAAUCCGUCGAUAGUUGUGGCGCCAGCUCUCCUCAGCGCCCUGCAUUUCUGUCUGACCUUCCCCGUUUACACCUUUGGAUCCGAAAACGGCUGCCAACACAGGACUGGUCUCGGAGCUCAACGCUCAUGCAUACCCUUCUCGCACCCCCUCGAGUGUGCCUUCAUGCCCAGUUCCACUAUCGAUGCUGCUGUGGGAGGUGGAGCUGUGCGCUUCGCUCGGCGGCAGGAGUACGAUAUAUAUGCAGCAAUCCAUAGCCAGGCAUUACCACAGGGUCUUGAAUCAAGAUCGAGUCUGAAGCGUUUUGAGACAAUGACGUCAGUGUCGGGAGGCGCAAUGAGCGCAGAAGUCGAACAUCUAGCGGAGCCUGCGAAUAAAUCAAACGGUGCCAAUGUGGCCGAAGUCGAACCUGCCCGGAGGAACACUCGCAGCGCGUGGAGAGAGAUGUUGCUUGAUAGCGUUGGCAAUCACGGCCGCCACCAUGUACCUGACCGUGGCUCUGGCCCGUCCGGAGGAGAGUCAGGUAGUGAAUACUCGAAGGGACCGCGUGACCUUGCGUGUCGUAGUCAUUAUGUUAACGGGAUGAUGGGGAUCCGGGCACGAGAUCGUGUUGAUUUGCGAGGUAAUUCACAAUGUCGUUUCUGCAUGAAUGGACGUGGGAAGCGCUUACAGGCGGCUUUCUUGCCUGAGGGGCACAGCCGCCCCGGGAGGCGCUUGACAGCCGCAUCCUCCAUGGAGCCCAUUCGGCCUCCUCACAUGGUGAACAUGGUGCCCGACUUAGCAAUACCCGCGCACUCAUCCAGGAACAACGCCUCACCGGCAGCUGGAGGUCCUGCGUCCAGUGGACCAGAGAGUGUGGUGCUACCUGCUUCUUUUGAGUCAUCGACCCCUGCGAGGAGGCACAUCACUGGACGGCGGCCUCGUCGGUCAAGUCGGGUGGCUCUGGGCACACGAGGGUUCGUCUGUAGCCGAAAUGACUAUCCGUCCUCCCCAGUCGAUGCCAACACGCUUGGCUCAUGGACUUUUGAUAACUCUGAAGCUUUUCCAGGUUCUGUGGAAGUGUCUGACGACUGCGAAGACCUGUAUGUUCCCCACCCACGAGCAAGACGAUCUGGAUUCGGCUAUACGUCUCGUGGGCGGGAUUCUUGCCGCUCACUUCACAGGACAUGGGGAAGGGAUCCAUCGGCGUGCAAUGGGUCUAUCGAUUUUGUUGACAGUUUGACGCAGCUCGCAAGUGGAUUCAGAGUCCCUUCUCGGUUGUCCACUGUUCGUGACCGAAUGCUUGCGGAAGAUCCGGAGGUGACCGCUUAUCCUGACUCCACUGCGGUAGGCAACGAGGGACGGACUGCCCCGCAGAAAUCAGGUGCUGGUGUUACGAGCUACGACGCUGCCUUAUUUCUGCACCCUUGUCUGGCAGCAGUUCAGCAGAUCAAUAUACUCUCGUCGUGGCUUGCCGGGGAAUUUCGGCGACAACAAAUUCACAAACUUGAGUCCACCGCAGCCCGGGCCAUCAGUGCGAGGCGUGCCCAGAGGCAGAUCCAGAAACAACGACGAGGCCAGAAGAGAGCUGACGUUGGACGCGUGUCUGUUUAUCCCCGUGUAGACGUCGACUCCCAGCUGGAAUUCGGGCGGCACCGUGCGGAGCAUCAUUUGGAAGGGGAUGGCGAAAUGGAGAAGGAUGAGCACGAGCAGACUACGAUGGAUGAGACUAUGCAAAAGUCUGAGAGUUUGUCUAAGUCAGGGGAUUCAGCGGUGCACCGUGAAGAAGAGGGAGUCCCUCCGCAUCAAACACCCAAUCCUGCACUGACGAGUUUUGAUCGCAACCAGCCUCUUUGUUUGCCUGAACGGCAUUUCGAUCAUAAAGAUAAUCUCACGUCUGAGCAGGAGAGACAGUUCGCAUAUUUGUCGCAUCUUAUUCGUCUUCUUGGCCUAGGCUUCGUCCGGACGGGUCAGGUAGAAGGCGCAGGCAUCGCUCGCCAACGCGCAGCCGUCACACUAUCUGCUGAAUACGUCCACUUUUCAGUGGAGGAGCUACGAGUCGAACUUAAAGCGAUGCCUGCAUCAUUUAUCCUUAUGACUUCAGUUGAACUAACACGGAGCUCACAUCUCCUCCACUUCGGUCUUACCGCGACGGACAGAUAUGUUGAUCUCGGUCGUCAGCAGCCGCGCGGGACUCUUGAAAGGCACGCUAGGGGAGAAGGCCUGAACGCAGACGUGCAUUGGCCUGACUUGGUUCAGGAAGAAGUCUCGGAGGGAGCUGAUCCUUAUAGCCAGGGAGAGUUUCUAGGCAAUGCUUCGGAGGCUCAAUCGCAAAGGCGUAUCAAGGACACACAAUCCGAUCCAGCAAUAGCCUCAGUGAGCGAGCCAGGACAGAACGCACGGCGCCAAGUACUCCUUUCUGUAGGGCGCCCGACGGAGAGCCGCGAAGCAACAUUCAGGCCAGGCCAAAAAAAGUGGGCCGCCACGCAGAUCCGACAGGAGGCGGAAGCGGGAAUCCGGGAGGGCAAUGCGUCCAGUGAAACACCGUGGAGCCGUGCGAGAUUCGAUCCCGACGUAGAGUGCUUAGCAUCGACACCAGCGCUUCAAAUACGUGUGAGCGAUACAAGCUGGGCCGACGGUAGCCGAGCUCCAUGUCUUGAACUACCUAGCAGAAGUGGUGGCCAACGCAUGCCUAGAUCUCCUAUAUCUGCAACAGCCGAUAUCGCCAAAGGUGUGGGCGGUGGAGACCGUGCUGCGUCCAGACGUGUGAUGGAGUUGUCCUCAGAUUCCGGGAUACGCCCAGUAUCGGGACAACACGCACACCAAGGUCAGACUCCCUGUCCUCUUUGUCAGUUUGAAGAAAUCAGCAACGAAAAGGUUGCUGCUGGCUGUCCGGAUGGAUGGUACGGCUCGACAGACAAUAUUCACCUCGAUCUGAGUGCAGAAGAAUGGGAGCAAGACAUCAUCGAUGUCGAAGCAGGCGCGGCGGAAAUGCGGGCAACGGUUUUCAGCAGCGACGCAGUUUCAUGCGUCCUCUCCAACUUCUCUAUCACCGUGCACAAGGAUGUUUCUCUCUCUCGUCUGAACGCGCAAAUCUCCGGGGCUUCGUCCGCGUUUGCCGUCGCCUCCGCCUGCAACGCUACGCCUCUUGCAAUCAUACCAGCAGCACCAGACGGAAACGGUUCGUCGGAGGUACUGCCAACAUACUGCCACAGUAUCUUGCCUUCACUUCGCACAUCCUUCAGCUACCACUUCGGAUCUCCUCCAUUCCAGUUUCUCUCCAACUGUAUCUGGAACUACCGUCGGAGCUCCGCCAACAAAGUGCCUUUCACAGGAGGCGCGUUGCUGGGCCGACCACCCGGCGAGUCUCCGGAGCCAUUACAUGAUAAAUGCGAUAUACUCUCUGCUAUAGCUUCCUGUGGACGCCAGCGGAUGCCGGCGGGUCGCGGAACUGUCAGCCAGGUAGGUCGUGUAACGCAACCAGAUGAUGAGCAGUCGAAUGAUCGACUGAAACGCGCAAGCACUACCGCGGAACACUCCACCAACAAGAUGGCUAGGCCCUGCGCCACCUCCCGCCUCAAUGUUCCCCUCUUUCUUAUGCUUCCGACGACAAUGUUGCUGAGCCCGGAUACGCUGGGCGAGACAGCCGCUUCAUGGCUUUUCCCCGUUUAUGAAGACAUUCCACUUCAAGCAGUGUCGGAGGAAUGUGCAGACGCCGUCACAGUAGAACAUCGUAGGCGCGUGCGGCACGGAGAACAUCCGAGCGAGACUCUGCCCUCGAAGUCAACGCGCUUGGCUCCACUAUCGCCCCUGUCACCGCCAAUCCACAAUGUUGUGGUUUCGUUUUCCCCUAUUGAACUCCGUAUUCGGACUUGGGAUAUUGAGCGCCUACAAAGGGCAGUUUCGUUAAUGUUCGCGGACAAGCAAAGGCAAAAAUUACAGGUUCUCAGUGCCUUUGAGAGAAAUCAACGGAGACAGCAGGUGAGUCACCUGGGGGAUCUUCGUAGUAGUGUCGUGAAUACUUCAUUGACGUCAGACUCCGUUGCCUUCCAGGACUCACAAAACCUGGCAAGAAUGUCUACGUCCGAACAGCCACUGCCCCGACGCUCAGACGACGCAGCUGUGCACGGACCGGGUGCAUGCAGCAGCGAGGCUCCCACCUGGAAACAACAACCAGAUUCGCGACUGAUUAACGAACCGACCCAUUUUUACCGGAAGCCUGGAUGUACAAACAAAAACGCUGUGUUGGACGAACAUGGUGCGGUUACCCCAGUCGUGUCACCUGCUCAGGAGCGGUAUCCAAAUAGACGUGCCUUCUGGUGUAUUGGCGAGGACGAGGCUUACUUCCAUCACUCUCCACUGACGGACCCUAUACGCAGGGGGGGUUCAUCCCAAUAUCAAACAGAUGCGCAAGCGAUGGAAAGUCCUCUUGCGCUUCCAGAAGGCUAUCCGAACAUCGUUGCGUGGCAGGGAUCAUGGAUAGGAGAAGACUCGACUUCACUGUCAAAUGAUGUCUCCGCUAGUGGACCGGUCGCAAUGAAUUUGCAUGCAGCCAGUCCUGCUGUGGCGCCAACGAGCUCGCUGGCAUCGCCUUUGCUGGGCCUCUGUGGCUUUGCGGGGGCACCGACACAACUGUUGUUCAACCUGCCGUAUUUUUCGUGCACAAUUUUAUAUGACGUAUUCGAGGGUGACCUCGAAACAAACCGGUCCUUGCCAAUUUGUCGGAUUUCUGAGAGGAGCCUGCCAGGAUCAGGCAGCAAGAAUGUUCGUAUGACGCCUGAUUCACAGACAAAUACUGUCGGGGUCCUGUCAGAGUCAUCACUGGGAAGGUACGGAGCUGGUAAGCGGUCUCAGCUCCGUUCUGUACAACAAUCCCGGAGACCGGCUCGGAAGCGCUGUCAGGCUCACGCCGGUGUGCAACAGGAUUCGAGUUCAUGCUGUACGCACUGGGUUUGUGUGGGAGAGCCGAGGACUCAUGGAGCGCAUCCCCUGAUGCGGAUCACCAUCAAACAUAUUCGGGCGGCGGGAACAAACACACUCCUUCGGUCAGAUUACACCCCGUCAGUGGUCGAGUCUAGUAGCGCUGCGACGUUGCUGAUUCCGGAACACUUCCGCAGAUCUGGAGCUGAUGCGAGGUUGGCCCAUCGGCACGCACCGGAGUGCAGGCGGACAGUAGAAACGAGUGGUCACGUCAGUACGAGGGACGAUACUAAAGAAGACCUAAGCGGGGCGCGGCAUCUCUUGAUGCUACUUGAGAAACAGCUAGUGCAGCAGAAGGAGGACCUCAUGAAGAGGGGUGCAGAAGCUGAAAUAAUGAAACUCGGUCUAUUGUCUGACAAUCUACUUGUCAACGGCGAAGCCGUUGUCAAAGUCGAGGCGUACGUCAUGGCCAGGAGGUCGCUUGUGAGGAACUCCAUGGUAACUGCGUCCCCAGAGCCGGCACAGACUGGGCUGUUACGUAAUCCAUCUCAAAAAAAGUCUCGCCCUGUCACCAGCAAUCCAGGCUCGGAGACGGGUGAUUCAUCGAGACGAGCUGGAUUUGAAUGCGGGCUCCAAGCGCAGCGGCAACAUGACAAAGUCUGCUUGCCUAAUGGGAACGUAUCCGCACGGUGGACAAGGGAAGAAGGUUCUCCUGUCUCAGAGGCCGCGCUAGGUGUGCUAACCACAGUGAGAAGUGAACGGAGUGCUCGGGAACGAAAGGAGGAUGCCAAGCAACGCAUAGCUGUAGGCAAAAGAGUAACAGCCGAUCUCCCAAGGACGAGGCAGCCCGGCACUUCUGCGUGGCUGUUGAAGGUCGCAGGCGCGUAUGGCAGAACUGGCACUGACAAAGGUGGGGAAACAACGCCGGUUAACAGCGAGCCCUUUUCAGAGAUUAACAGCUGUUUUGUGGCAGCUGAACGAUGUCAGGGGGAGUUGGAGAGUGCGCAGCGUUGCUCGUCACAACAAACAUCGUCUGCUGGACGGGAGAACAGCCUUCCUGUCAUGCGAGACAUCUAUGCGCCGAUUGCCGAGCCUCACGUUGAGGUGGAGGAAAUAUGGGAGCCUAUUGUUGAUGCAUUCGUAGGAUCGUUCCGAGCUUCUCUAAGAGCAGAUUCUGCUGAUAUCGUUUUCACUGUUUCGGACAGGCCACUGUCCCAAAAGUCUUUUUCUCUGGUUGGCCUCACUCCCCGCCUGGCACCUCAUUCUAUGUCACCUUCUUCAGCAGUUGCGGCUGACAGCUUCCGUGCCAAGGCACGACUUGCGGGCACAGCAUCCAGUAACAUGGAGAAACGGACAGCAACGGAACUGAAAUGCGACGGUACCGUUGCCAGCCGUGGCAUGCAAGAUGCCAGUUUCAUGAGAGGGUUUCUGCAGAGCAGCUCUUCGCUCUCUGCAAGCGUUUGUGAAAGGUCACCGGACUUGAAUAAGCAAGGUACUGUACGCGUAGCAUUCGCGUCCUGGCAUUUACAGACUGUGAUCCAUCUUCUGACGCACCUUCGUCUGGAGUGGUCAAAGGCUGCGGAGGAAAGCAACCGCGAAAACACAGCUUUCUGGGCUCAUGCGGCCGCCGAGUGGCUGCUUCGAUCUCAGUGGGCACACGACGACCAAGCCAUAGAUGAAGAUCCAGCCGCUGAACGCGUGUCCUGUCAUGCUGAAGUUUGCACAAGAUGGCCAGUCGUUGGUGACCUACUCUAUCCCAGAUCCGUCACAAAUCGGGGAGAAGAAUGGUUUUCGCUCGUCGGUCAUGACGAGGGACCUCAUUCGGGGUGCCUCCCGAAGAAUGCGUCGCUUAUUUCAGUCGAUAGUCGAGGCAACCAGAUUAUGCACUUGCAGCCCGGUGAGCGUGCAUCGGCAUGUAGGGUUUCUUCCGUUACCUCUACUACCUUGCCAGCGUCAGGAAGUCUAUCCAGCGUGGGACAGCGGAAUGUCGCCUCUAAGAAAGUCCCGAGAGAUGAAUUGCUGAAGCGCAUGGGGCUGACGAGGGAAACGAGUGCUUCGGUUUGGGGUGCCGGCUCGCCCGAAGCGUCUGAUAGUUUACAGCACGCCUCCAACGUCUACAACCCAGCAUAUGAGGGUAUGCGCUCGAAAGGUACCGCUGUCAGCUCACGCGAGCAAGACGUUAUUCCACGUCGCCAAGAUUGUUUGGCUCUGCCGCGUUCGCCUCCUAAUAGAUUUAUGCUUGGUGAUGGACGUUAUCUAAGCGAGGAUAGCCCUCGUGUAAUCCCGUACUGCUACCUGCCAUGUGUGACCGUAAUGGACAUCAAGCAGGCGAAGGGGCAGCAUAGUGGGAGCGCAGGUGAGUAUUGCCUGUCUAGUUGCGACAACAACCCGGGCAUCUAUCGCCUGCGAGACUUUGCGGUGUUUCUCCACAAUGCAUCGGGACUGCCUAUGCUAAUUUCCAUCGAACCUUCGCCAGGACUGUUGACUGUAGACACUUUCCAGACGAAGAGAAUCGCGUCGGCCUCAUCACCAAGGCACAGUUUCGCAGACCCACCAAACGAACGCGUCGAAAGUCGCACAGACAGCAAAAGAAGCAGAUCUGUUCGACUAUUGGCUCCUGAUCAGGUGGUGGCUCUAGACGCUUCGUUUUUCUAUGGAGAUCCGCAGACUCGAAGUGACCAUCGAAGCUGCUUGUUGCACUUCGUAGCCGUGAACCAUAUGGAGCCUGAGGUAACAACCUCUGGUCACGCGCAUCCAGUUUCUGCAGCGCGAACUGCCACUCUGAGAAGGAGAGGUCCACUACCGACAGUACAAAAGAUGAGAGAAAGGUCAAGCAACGACGGGCUUAAAAGGUUGCUCAGAAGAAGGAAUCGUCUGUGGCUUCACUACGUCAAGACGAAAGGUGGCCGAUGGAGGUGUGCGUUUCCGCCUCGUUUGAGAGUUGCCUCCAACCGACAAAGAUGCGCCUCAAAUAGUCGUGGAGAUCGGAGCACCCGCUGUCACAGCCUUGUUCGGGCGGCUCUGGCGACGCCAGAGGUGUGGAUGUGCGUGGAGUUACCCGUCGUGCCUUCCGCUGCUGUAAUCCGCCUGCCUGUUGUUCAAGGCCUACAUGCACCUCUAAAUGAAUCACCAUCAGUGCACACGGGGGGUAUGGGACAAAUGAACACUCCAGCUACCGUGGACCCUUAUUACGAGGAUACGUUGAAAGGAGGUGAUGCAAGCGACAUCCACCUGUCCGUGUGCUGCAUUCAGCACUUGCUGCUGGCCCGAGCGGUGGUCAACGGGGGAGCCACAUCUCCAGAUGAGCAACAGCAGCUGAUCACCAUCGGUGCUCCUCUGACAUUAAGAAACCUUACGCCGUUCUCUCUCGCAUGCCAACUGGGCGUGGUCAUGCCGCAGUUAAACGCUAGCAGCAAGGGUCAGGUAACAGGGGAGGGGCGCGAUCGCAAACGCUUUUCUCGAUCGGUUGAUUCUUGUGGUUACCUAGAGAAGGAUCGUGCUACAACCGGAGGGACAGCUGCCACCACUGUUCACGAGCAGCCGCCUCAGGAGGCACGUGAUAACGACAGCGCUGCUUUGCAAUGUUUUGAUGACGACGAGGUCAACCUUAUCCUUCCAACGACAGAGCAAGGCUCCCACAGUCACCCUCCGACAUUCGAAAAAACAGAACAUGUACAAGCCUGUGGGCAAGCGGGUUUUGCCGGUCCAGAGGACCGACAAAGAACUGCACCCUUGGUGAUGCCUGCGAUGCCCCGACGCAGCGAGGCGGCAAGCGCGACCCAUGUCGUGCCAUCGUUAACUCGGGUCCUGAAAAGAAGUCGGAGAAACCAGACCCUCCGACAGUCCGCAUCAGCUCGAGUGGGAAAGAGGAUUUUCCUACGGGAAUUUGUUUGCCCUCCACGGGGCGGUGCCUACAGCUUGUCUGCCAUGGCACUUGAGACUGGGGAUAAUGAUUGUUUCCACGACGCUUCACUGGCUCAAGGUAUGAAGAGCUCAACCGCGACGCCGAGGGCGCCUGCAGGCGUCGAGCAAACGCCUUGCCCUUCGCGCUGCGGAACAGAGCACGUGAGGUCGAUAGGGAAGAUCGUUUAUAUAAGACCACUCAGACCUUUGAUUUUUGACGCUUCCACGAUGCUGUCUCUUAGGGUGCAGCUUCGGCAGACGGGUGGCUGCCACUCCGGAUCUUUUUCAGGACCAGGCAAUCUGUGGAAACAUGAAUGGCAGCGUCAGAUGUUAAAAUUAUCAAACCGUGUUUCCUGGAGUGGGCGCAGAGAGGAUGAAGGGAGCCAUGUCUGGGCGUCAGGCAUAUCAUUCCAACCUGCUGGAAUGCCAGGCGUGUUUGGUUCUAUUAUCACGCUGCGCGAAGAAACAAAGAAACGGCCGUCGCUAAAAGAGCUCCGACAGUUGUCAACAGUGUCUCAAUGGAAAGCAGCAUCCCUCAGGCUCCGACGUUCAUCUAGCAACACGUCCUCAUAUUGCAUCGGUGAUUCCGGGCGUGUUUUCUUGCUCGCGUUUUACUCUUGCACGAUGUGGAAACCCGCGGCAGUCACAAUUAAAAACAGUGAUAGUGAGAGACGCAUCGAUACCCCGUGGCUUCUCCCACCCUUCACCGCCUGCUGUUGCGGCCCGUCUCGUGACCUCGCGCUUGGCCACAACGAGAAGCAAAGAGACAAAGUUGCGCCUGGUUCGUCAAGUUUCAUGCGGUUAGAAGAUCUGUUCGACGACUGUGAUGCUAAGGACCGAGAAUUGCAGGAGCGCUGUCAAAGGAGCACUUGGGUCGUGAAGGUGCCCCUUCGCAUCUGUAAUCACUUGCCCUUCCCCGUCACUCUGCACCUCAAGGAUGCGACAGCUCCGACGAACACGCAACGAGUUGAAUGUCACAGUGACGCGACCUCUAAGUGCACCGAUGCUGGCAGCAAAAAGGAGAGCAGCGCGUUGCCUCUGAAACCGAGUGGGACGAACUGCCGAGAUCCUCGUCACGCGCGCCAGCCUUCGUCUUCUGCUUGUAUGGCACCCUCUGCAGCUUUCGGCAACCAGUCACACCCUGAUGAAUUUCGCCCGCUCGACGAGAUGGCUGACCGCAAGCAUGGUAUGGUAACACGGGUUCAAGCCGCCGCAGCAGCUGCUGGGAGGGGAUCCUGUGAAGUCAUUGUUCCAUCCCUUCAGCAGCGUCUUUGCUGCGGAGUCCAUGGCGCCGAGGUAUUGCUCGCCUCGAUGAAGCUCCCCCAAUCUAGCUGGAGCGAAUUCUACCGUGUGUGGGGCGUGACUUCGCCGGUGGGUCAAAAGAACUUUGAGGUUGCACAUGGCCCAAAGGACAAUAUCUGGUGCACUGAUGACGGACAUGCAAAAGGGGCCAGUGCCAUGGCGUCGUCCGAAGUUGGUGACGGAGCGACACCGUCCUAUGGAUCAUCUGGAGGCGCACACAGGGGUAAUCAGCGCGCAGGUGGUAGAAUUGGUAUGGCGUAUUCGAAGAGCCCAAUACAUGAAGUCCAAGUGAUUCGAGUCGCUGAUCUCCACAAGCGGAAAAUAUUCGAAGUUCGAGUAACUGUCAUUUACUCCCCAUUUGACCCCAUGCUGCCGCCGCAUUUUCCGGGGGUAGCGGCUGCUUUGACCAUGAUCAUUUCCGCGCCUGUCUGGCUGUCUCAACGGUGCAUUCAAGCACCACUGUCCUUCGUGCCUCUAGCCCCGCCACGUGAGGCAGCAACCAGCUGGGAAAGGGCGAGCGACCUCGCCCGUGGCUUAUGCACAGCACCGCAGUUCAGUGAGACUGAAUCAAUCGCAGAUGAAUGCUGCCUCGCUAGUGCCAGCGGAUACGCCGAAUGCGAGGUCGACACCCCACUUGCCAUGUACAACGCUGGGCGUUUCCUUACGCAGGGAUCACAGCCGAGGCAUCGUCAGUCUCGCAGUAGGUUGCUUUGUUCGAUAGGCGUGCCAAGGCGAACCAAGUAUGGAAUAACGGAAAGUGUCUCAGGAAGGAGGAAAUGGCGGAGGAGCGUUGUACAUGGAAUAAAAUGUUCAAAUGGAGCUCCUGCGAUCGGAAGAGCCCUCCCGCUUCCGAGAUGGACCUAUGUAAAGCCAGUAUCGGGCGGCGUUGCGUUUCGCAAUCCCUCAAAUAAUCGCAGCGGCCAUGAGGACGCACCUUUGCCGGCACAUGGACAUAGGGUCAGGCGCUCUCCAACGAGCAGCCGCCGUAACAUCAAUGUUGGAGACAGCAACUGCAUUAUCGAUGAAUCGAGGCGCUCCACUAUCAGUGAGCUGACAGAUGGCACCAUUGCAGCUAGCCUUGCGGGGGUUGGUGCAAGCCCACUCUUGUGCGCCUCUGCGAGCCUGGAGGUCGGCUGCUGCUUCCUGAGACGCCUGGAACAGGCCGCAUGGGACGACCAUGAACACGGACAAGGUCUGUCACAAUGGGGCUCCACACUAGGUGGCUGGGGAAGCCGAAAUGGGGGGCGACACCAGCACAGAUAUCCAUCCCAAGGGCGAACGACCCGUUCGGCGUGUUCUAAUGCGGCCACAUCUGAGAGAAACGAGGAAAUGGAUGGCAUGGCUUCAACCGUCUGCGGUUUUCACGGCCCCGGUCUCCUUGCCUUUCGUGCGUGUCGGGGUAGGGAAAACAGUAAAGCUCAUACGACGUCUGAUAGCUGGGAAGGGCAGAGGAGCGAGUCUUCUUGUCAUGCCACAAAUUCCUCUAGACAAGGCAGGGAGCAACUGUUGUUGCCUGGAAUGUGCUGGCCUCCGGGUUGUGGGGUCCAAAGCGCCGAAUCUGCAUUUGACACGGUGCAAUGGUGUCGCCGUCGCCUAGCCGCCACAACUGCCAUGAACCAAUUCAUUCUCAGCGCAGGUGUUCUAGAUAUCCGGGUGCUACUAGAUUCUGGUUCUCUGCUCUCGUAUUUUUCAGUGUUACACAGACGUGACACAAAACAAGAGGGAACUAUCUCGACAGAGCAAGCCGAUGGUGGAAGCUCGUGCCUGGAUCCGCAUUGCUCCGCCUUUUUACCUUCUACCAUUUCUCCACCACACGCGGCUCUACCGUUGAGAGUCGGCUGUUACGACAUGGUCUUGCAGCAGUCCGGAACGUGUACUCCGGACACACAUCUGCUUUGUCUAACGAUGUUCCCGGCGUUGUUUCACAACCUCGUUUCUUCCUCUCUCCCUCGCUCAACUCUUCGCGGAGCUCCGAGGGCCUCGUUUGUGUCUGGCUCCAGGCUGACUCGAGCUGGGACAUCCCUGUCCUUGUACGGAGCAUCGGACACCUGGUCGGAGAAUGAGCACGCCGACAACAGCAAUGGUGACGCGAAGGAGGAUGAGAUUUUGCCUUGUCUGUCGACUGCGACUCCGCUGCCAGCCGAAGAAGAUCGCUCUGCGGCUUCCUUUCCCAGAGCAGCCACAUCGUUCCCCUGUUACGUGUCAUCGGCCACUUCGCUGUCUACUGCCCUUUUGUCAGCGUCCUCUUUGCUGACAGCUCGGUCGGUGUUGCUCCAGUGCGUGCCUCGGUUUGUCUUCAUUAAUUCUCUAAAUGUGGACUUGGAGAUUCGGCAGGCUAAUGUGAGCGUGCCUUUUGCCAUGCUUUCUUACUUCCCUCCUGGAUCUCACAGUUACGGGUUUCACGACCGCGGCAGCAAGGAUUCCCCUUCAGCAUUCGCUUUGAAUCGAAGACGCGAUUCCGCGAUGUGGCCCGAUAGGGGGGUUGGUGGGUCUUUCGGUAUUCCAGGUGACGACGAUGAAGUUGAACAAGAGAUGUCCUUAUUCAACACCGUAUUCAUGACUCCCUCGUCCCCCAUUCUCUUUUUGCCAAAGGGUGCUGCAGCAGUGUUUCAUUUUCCGGAUCCAACAAUGCCGUACGCCGUCAAUAUUAGACUAGCGUCUCACACGUACUCCUCACCCCAAACGACCAGAUUCCGUCGACCGCAGACACAUAACCUGCACGUGCAUCAGCCGGAUAUCUACCGCAUGCUCAAUGCUGGAGACCACUCCAUACCAUCUGAUUCUCCUUUGCUGCUGCCUCAUCCUUCAUUUGAAGGAAUGCGUCUUCUUGACGUUCUCCGCGAAGAAAACAUCCUCUUCAUGCAAGAUCGUUAUUGCCGAGAUGGCGCGGCCGCUGCGCUGGCAGCCGCCAGUGAUGGAGAGCAUUUAUCAAAUUCCCGCGGCAGUGCGAAUGGUAGUGUCGCAUCCUGGAAGGAUCAACAGAUGCCUUUGAGGAACACUCAGGCCGACGACAGUUAUCAUAGCCGGGAACCAGCUGAAGAUGUAGGCGAUAUGCUUGGUGGCAUAAGUGUGCACUCGCAUCGUGGCCGAAUCAUGCCACCUUGGAAAGGAGAUGAAUCUAUGCCAGAUGCCACCAAGCAUACUCAGUUCCACGAAGGACGAGGAAGCCAGGGCUGGAGUCGAAGCAGAGUCGACGCUUCUUUCCCAUCAGGGCAUCUUGUCAGUGUUGAUGAUCGUUGCGGCCUGGAAAGUUACCCUUACUGGCACCCACUUUCGACGGCUGAGGGGAGGCUUGCUCUAUAUCCCGUGCCAGAGACGGAUGGCCUUGAAAGUGUCCGAACAAAGCCUCAGCCGCACAUUCCGCUUCUGUAUGAUGAGUCGGAAGGAGAUCUGAGAGAUUUCAGGCGACCUGUGGGAGCUGUUCGAGCAGAAUGGGAGGAAGCCUGGGGACACGAGCCACAUGACGUGCCGCGACGGCGAACAACUUUGGGAAGAAGCGCGAGAGAUUCACAAUCUCUUUCUGUUGAUGCUACGCAAUUGCGACGUUCUCAGUCCGCGUCACUUGCGCUGGAGUGGAGCUCCCGUGUUGCUGGUCGCCAAGUGCCUCAGCAACAGACAGGUAUUCCGCUCCAAGGCUACAAUAGCAAGGGGGUGGGCAGUGGCGGUUCUCUGUUAAAUGCUUCUUCAGGCCAUACGAGCACAAUCGAUGUGGACGCUACCAACGCGCAACGUGGACAGGCCUUCCAGACACGGGACCCUGUGACCUCGACGCUAUUUGGUCGGAAUGUCUCUUACGGACGGGACGGCACAUUCUCUCCGGUAGGAUAUCGUGCCCAGACGUCGUGGACAAACCUAGAUCGAAUCGGUGGGUUGCAUGCGCUUCGCCGCCAUUGGCGAGAACGAGGAAGAACCGCAGUCUCCGCUCGCCCUGAUUCUAAGCAUCAUUUCGGGACAACAUUUCAAGUCAUCGGGGAUCACGGGGACGCCAGACGCGUGCGAAAUACCUUACGGUGCCCAAUCAAAUUGGCGGAUACUGUUAGGCGCCGCAAGUGGCCCUCAGCCAAACUUCGAAUGUCUAGACUGUGGAACAUUACUUCAGAUACUCGAUCAGGCGACCUUUGGGAUACAGUGACUCAAUGCGCCGGCCCACAAGAAGGUUUUCCGGGGGUUGCUUCUUCACACUUGCGCCUCGGCACUGGGUCAAUGCGCAACCUGUGGCAGUCCGUUCGGUCUCCGCCGCCUUUAGCUCACUCAUCUCCUCUUGAUCGCGACUUCCUCGGAGCGGUAGCAUCGCCGGCAGGUGCUGCCACUCGGGUCGAGCCGAGUAGGCGUCCGCCUCAGGCCUCUAGUGUGACUGUAGGUUCAUCGAAUCGUACAGGAUCUCUCACCAGUGAACCACAACGCCUCAAGCGCACCCUUUCUAAACUAGAAGGCACACACAAACAACCACAAGGCCGGGAAGAAAGCCCUUUGGGUCGCGCGUUUUCAGGUGGUCGGUUUGCACCUGAUCGCAGUAACGUCGUACCGCCGAGGCUCUCGUCAUGCGGCUCCUCCGUCGUACUUCCCCGUCAUCCGCUGAGACGUUCCCGUUCCUACCUUUCAUCAACUUCACAGACUUCAGAGGAGUGCGCGUCAUCGUCAGGAAACCGUGUCUGCGCAAGCACUUUUUCUCGUAGUGGCAACGGAGCGCCCCAUCGUUUCCAAACAACUGGUCACUGGUCAAAGGGAUUCUCUGACGAGCGUCUUCCCGGAGUGCCGCUCCUUCCCUCGUUGUCGCCUGAGCACAUUUGCCCCCCGCUGCCGUACUUUCUCUGGACAGACUGCCUCUAUGUUUCUUGCCCGGCCCCGGAAACGUCGGCGUACCGCCGCAUUGAUCCUGUCGUGGCAGCAGACAUAGGUAACGAAAAGAUUUCGCCACGUCGUUUGGACGUCUCCUCCAGCUAUUCGUCAUAUGGAAGCAACUCCGCUGUAUCUGGGAUAUUGAAUCCUCUCCUAACGACUUGCAGGGGUCCUGACAUCGCAUCCAGGAAGGCGGCCUCCGCAGAGGUAGGAGGUAAGGAUGCAGUUUCACACGCGGUGUCAGCAGACCCCGAAUGCUCGGCGGAAGCAGCUCUGGCUGCAGCAACGCGCAGCAGCAGUCAGAGCUUUCCAGUCCUCGACUGCCUUGGUAACCUGUUUGCCGCGGUCGAGGCGACUAUCGGAAACAGCGACGAUGGUAAAGGUGGCAUUUGCUGCGUGACAUUUUCUGCGGCCCGAACGGCACCAGUGCAUGUGGAGAACCACCUUGAAUCAUCCUACAUUCUCGUGGCCACUAGCUCUCCAGCCUGUUUCACAACCGCUGCGUGCGCCACAUUUGCUCCUGGAGCCUCGGAAUGGAGGGCCACGAAACGGAACCGGGUGACUACGACCGCGGGAGAGUCGUCGGACAGUGGGAACGCUGGAUUUCGGAAGCGUCACCCCCACAUUGAUUCGGAUUGGUCUGACGGAAACUGUGGGCCUCCGCCCGUGUGCAUUGCGCCUCGACAGAGCAAGCCCUUCUGGCUGCAGCGAGCUCUGCCUCUCUGCCCUGCCUGCGAGGCGGCGGACAUCGCUGCAACAAGUGCGUCAAGGAGUGCAGCCGCGGCUGCGGCGGCAGCAGCGUCCGCCGCUAUCGAAGCAGAUCGCCUCGUCCAGGUCCGUGCUGCGAGAUCGGCGACAGUGAAGAGGCUCGACACGGAGCGCAUCAAACUAAAGGGUGGUCGUCGUUGUGUGGCACGCCAUAAUAAUAAACGACCAGCAGGAUUCAGGUUUCCAGGUGAUCUGGAUGAGAAGCAGAAAGGACGUCGAGUCGCUUCGCGCGACAAUGUAUGGAGUAGUAGACGGACAAGCGUGGCACGCCCGAGUGGAUCACUUCGAAGACCCGCAAGUACUUCCGAUAAUGGAUGUAGGAGGGCCAUCCCACGAGGCGCGCACCUUCACGAUGGCUCUACGGAUGAUGAUCCCGAGGAGUGGUAUCACAGUAGCGUAGCCAUGACGGAUUCCGGUAUCUCGUGUAGCACGCCUGUGGUAAGCGAGGACUGGCACGGGGAUAUGCGCGAGUUAAGCGUCGACUCUGUUUCCUCGUUAUCCUCUGAAAGUUGCAGGCGAAACACGGUGAAUGUCCAUCGUGGCUGCACGUCAUCCUCGUUCGAAAGUGACACCCUUUCAGACCGUUUUCUACAGAAGCGGGGACGAUUCGGAGGAGAUGACAUUUCGCUGGAAAACGGCUCCGUCAGCGAUUUCCUGUGGCCUCCCCCGGCACUUCGUCAAAUUCAGAAACAGUUAGAGACAGCUUUUGGGGAAGGGAUAAAGAAAUGUCAGCAAACUGCCGCUGCAACAGCCGGAAUCCUCAAGCAGUCGCUGCAGUGGCCAGAGUUGACAGACACCGAGGAUCACAUCCGCCGGCUGCAGGCCCUCCCAGCCACGCGAAGUUGGGGUCGACAAGGUGUGCUACGCUGGUUUGAAAAGCUCGAGGCAGCGGAACGGCAACCAGGUCAGCCUAUUGAGCAUGUCGCGAAUUGUCCUCGACGCCGGUUUUCAACGAAUAUGGCGGCAACUAGUGGUCAGCCCGACCUUGCCGGUAGCGUGAGGACUCCAUUAGAUCGAACCGCAGAAGGGAGGUCAUGGGGCACUAGCCCCUUUAGGGGCGCCGAAGAGUCUGGAGGGACGGCAUGUGAAGCUGCCGCAGGCACAGCGGAAAAAUAUGACGGAACCUUGAAUAUGAACUGCCUACGAGAGAAGUUGUACAUUCAGAUUGUCGGCGAGGACGUGGCAUGGGUUGAGGUGGAUGUUUACAAAAAGAAGACAACAAAACUUGUGCUGCAAAACCCUCGUCGAACAUUCUACUUCUACUCCCGCACUGAGGGUCGCACUUCCAUUCUCAGUGUUUCCCAUGUCCCUCCACCAGAGUCCCUGUCAGUUUUGAAUACGCCGGAGAGGGGAGGAGCACGGACGAGUCAGGAGAAGGCCUCUCUUGACCCGUCUGAAGGUCUGUCAAGAAGUGAGACAAGUAGUGAGGAAUCACUCGUUACUGCGCACGGCAAAGGUGCAGCCCAGAAGGACAAUAUCCCGAACCAGCGCACCACAGGUGCAAACAGAGACGAUCCUGCGCAGUGGUCUGGGAUGGAGGGUAUGGCUGAACCGGUCAUACCCGAGAUUGACGGUGCAGGGAAGCGGAUGCACCAAAAAGAAAUGAAGGUGGCCCUUCAGUUGCCGUGCCUCUCGUUCUCCUUUAUUUUCGGUUCACCGCCCUCAGCCGUUGAUCGAGCGAUGGGUGUGUACCGGAAUCCACGGGAGGCAUCGUCGCAGGCGUUAAGCUGUCCUUCACAAUUUCAGCUGGAUGUGCGGUCCCUCAAGUUCAGCAUCACCAGCAGGUACCUGGUCCCGUACAAUUUCGCUCGUAUAAAUGGGUCCGGGGGAAGCGGUGGACACGCUCUUCUCGCGCGUCACUUGUGCAGCUUCUCUAUUCAGCAAUUUCACCUUUUCGACUUCUCUCCAGAAGCUACUAACUUCCCAGUCGUUCUUGCCCCUGCCUCGCGUGCGUACUACUCGGAAGGCACCGCCGCUGCCACUUUCCCCGGGGCAGCAGAGUGCGAGAGCAUCGGCAGGCAGAAAUCCGCGUCUUUUUCCGGAGCAGAUAGGACCGGCAUUCUGCCAGUUUCGAGGCGAUGUGUUCGCAGAAACAACAGAGAUGGACUCGUUGAUGACGCGGGUCCCGCUCGGAUACAGGACAAGGCAUCUGCGGCAGCAGAACUGCACACGGACCCAGCUACUCUGCGCAUUGACGUUUUGGCUUCUUCCAAGCGACAACAGGGGUAUCCUGGAAUGUACCCCUUCAUGGUGUACGUUCAGCAGAGCAUCUGUGACCUCCGCGUUUCCUGCGCUCCUCUUGUGAUCAAAAUUGAUAUAGGUCGGAUCCUUUCAGCUCUGCGCGACUUUCUCGAAAUAGCCCGGGGCACCGCAUCACCCCUUCUCCUUCAAUUACAGUCUCGCCCGUUCCGCCUACCCGCCGGUUUGCAGGACAACUUGAAUAUCUCGACACGAGCGGGGAUAGUAGGCACGCUCCUGCCCGAGGUGGCGGGAAACAUUGAUCGUGUCUCAUCAGAGUGGUUCUUUCCUCCAGGUGUUAUGUUUCAAGAAGGCCGCCGGCGUUCGCCAACGUCCUCCCUGUCUGCACACCGUUGCUUAGUGACAUCGUCCUGGUCCGGUACCGCAGACGGAGAGUCGACAGCAUGCUGCGCCUUAGCGCCAGCUGCUCUUGGGCGACAGAAUCGGACGCAGGACGGUUUCUGUCUUUCCUCUUUGGAGAGAUCAAGCAGCCCUUCAGCAGGGCCUGCGCAUACUGCCUCACCAUCAGCUGUGGCUAGCUUUCCGUCCUUCUUCUUCACUUGUUUCCCGUCUGCGUCUGUGCCGGCGUUCGGUCCAUCAUUUACGCCUCCAGCCCCGCCAGCGACUGAGAUCACAGAACUCGCCGUUGAUUCACUCUACAUUGACCCCGUUAUUUUGAGCAUAUCCUUUUUCUUUGACGAUCUUCUGAAAGGGGCAAGGGAAUCGCGGUCCGCGCAAGUCAUGGUCGAACAACGACGGACAGGCAUUUGUCACACUGAUCUUAGCCCUCAAAAGAAUCCUGGUGAAAAGACGAACGAAUCAACUCCUGGGCAAAUGGCAUUGAUGGGAGGAACGUUUUGGCUAAGAGAAGCAGAAGAUCCUGCCAAGACGGAACGUCGCAUGCUACACCAGAAACUGCCUCACGAGCAUUCAGUAGCGGACCGUCUGUUGUCUGUUUUCUUGCGGUCGCUGAAUGUUGACAACGCCGUCGUCAACAUCCGAGACUUCUCAUUCGAGUACGCUGGUCUGCCGCUUUCUCUGGUUUUGUUUUUUCUUACCCAACACUUUCGAAAACAGCUCACGACGGCUGCGACCACCACUGCGCUUUCAACUGGCGGCCUUUUGAAUGUGGGAGCUUGGCAGGACCGCAUGAAGGCCUUUGAUGCAUUCAUUGCUACAGUGUUUUCUCCCAGUGCCGACAGUCUCGAAGCGUCUUCUGUAAUCAAUGCGACAUCCCUUCCGGCACAGAGAGGAUACUGUACCGGGAGGCCAGCAGACGCCCGACAUGAAACCAUACUCAGUAUCCGUCGGCGAAGAGGAGAAAACUCCCACUUCGUGCCGCCCAUGAGGGUCGAUCCAAAUGCUCUCGCCUCAGCAAUCCGAGCAGACCCUGAUCUGAUCAGAAGUAACGUGCUCAUGAGAGCAGAAGCUCUCGGCGCCGCAGCGUCAGUAAUCCUUGAAGGUCUCGCGGAUGCCGUUUCGCGUGUGUUCGGCCUCUACGGCGCCGCAGUGCUGUCUGCGUUCAUGGAUAUGUCCCACUCCAAUAUGGAAUCUCGUGGUGGGCAUGGCAGUAUUGCCUCAUCGGCCACCAGGACCCUCCAGCUGAUGGUGCCGGCUCCGCAAACAGCCGGGUUGGCUGAUGAAGUGCGGGAAGUUCAGCGACUGCCUCCGGCACUGUUGUUUGAAGGUCUAAUACGAGGAUGGACACGGCUUGUGCAAGAUUGCGGAGACGCACUCCAAGAUUUCGUGAGGUACCCUUUGGUGUCGGCGUCGACCCACGGCGUGGGACGUCUUCCCGGCGCCGUUCUGUCAGGGUGUCUGUCACUGAUGCUGAAGCCGCUCAUAGGCGUCUGCGAGUUUAUAGCACUGUCGGCGUCCGGAUUGCAAAACGAGCUCCGGCAGCGCCGCCCUCAGCUGAGUAGUUCGCAGCAGCUCCUCCUGCAACAGCUGCUUCUGCUGAUGCGUGGGAGUCCGGUCGGAGGUGGGGCAGCGCCUGCGCCCUUCCUGGGCUCUGCCACUAUCGCUCCUCACUUUAUAUUAAGCACGAACUCUGCGCAGCUGCCCAUGCUUUCCCGGUCGCCAACGGCCCCUCUGUCUGCUUCCUCGGCUGCGUCAGCGGCGCUUGCUUUCGCCUCGUCGUCUUCGUACACAAACCUUCUACCUCUGCCGCGCAUGCUGUACGGUCCGGAACGCGUUUUGCAGCCCUACGACUCACGCGACUCCUUCAUCCAGUUGAUGCUGAUGCAGCUCCCGGCGCUGCGAGGACUUGCAUACACAACUCAUGCACGGGAUCGACGACCCCCUGCCGCGGCUGCCGAAGUCGCUCACGCCAUGGGCAUCGCAUUUAAGCGGCACCCAGAGAUUGGACCAGCGCUCUGGAAGGCUCCGCCGUCGGAGGCGUACCCGGAGAUGCCCUCUGGUCUUCUCGUGGAGGCGAGACACGGCAGCCACGAGCGUGGCGGUCGGCGACGAAGUGGGUACUGUUCUGCUGGCGUCUUCAUUCUUGUUAUCGCAGGAGACACGUGUUUCGUGGUAAUAGGGUGGCCUCUCGUCGUUCUAUUGCGUUUCAAAGUCAAACAUAUCUCAAGUGUACACUGCGUGCAAGUUCCCGCGCGGUCAGUCCGGCCGCCUCCUGGAGAGAAUGCUUCGUCUCGUGGCAAACAGAGGUCUCGUAGGGACUGGCGCCGAGACAGCGGGGGUGGUGACCCUCUCGCCACCACUCCAGCGCGGCGAGAGCCGGAUCAGGCAGAUGAGAAGGCGAACACCGCUACGGCCACUCCAGACAAGAACAGCAAGGAUCCAGGCCUCGAAUAUCAGCUGAUGCCCGAGACGUCCUUCCGCCGAAAGCGCGGACCACAGUCCAGCCACCGUUGCCGCGUCGUUAUCUGCGUGGCUAUGGAUGACGAGCUCAGUGACCAAGUCAGCCGGUGCAAUGCCGCGGUCUCAGCAGCUUCUGCGUCGAUCGCUUCCUCUCAUGUCGGUGCUGCCGGAGCCCUGAGUGCCACAAGCAGGGGGAUAGGUGGUCCUUUCUUCGGAGCAGGAUUUGCAGCUAUCGGACGUGUCUGGCAGAAGUCCGUGGGUUUCUCGCAAGUCUCUCUCGACGACACAGACGGGUCAGAGCAAUUCGAACACCCAGCGGCCAUGCAUCGUCUUUUCUGGGUCGUAGAUGUUUCGCCUCCUACACAGAGAGAAAAUGUGGGUGACUUAGCCUCUUCAAGCAGUCCGCGACCAGCUGGCAACGAAUCGCGCCCCGUGAGGAAUUCCCAGUUCCGUAGUGGACUUGCAGAGGGUGCAGCGGCAGACUCUACUUCCCUGCCAGUUGACGAAUCUGAUCAAGAGAACGAUCAUGCGACCGGCUCUCCGCUAGUGCCAGGCAGAGCCAGCCCUUCCGGGGAUGGUGAAAGGCGGCGCAGUAUCGCAGCCUCAACAGUGUCCAACAAGGUAGGCCCGCAAACGAGUGGCAGGACGGCCACGAGUCCGAGAGUUGGCCAAGAUGGAGGUGGCACAAGAGACGGCAGAAGCUUGCGAUGGAUGGUUCUCCAACUCAACUCCGUCGAUGAAGACAAGGCCCAGGAGUUCAAGAGAGAGAUCGUUCGGGUGAACGCGUUGUCUUGUUGA
Messenger RNA from Toxoplasma gondii ME49, 36621 nucleotides. RefSeq lists its product as hypothetical. The transcript is spliced from 5 exons. Lineage: Eukaryota; Apicomplexa; Conoidasida; Eucoccidiorida; Sarcocystidae. Bases 1 to 36621 code for a protein of 12206 amino acids. The record is from RefSeq and is a predicted model, not a curated record.